This is a messenger RNA of Pimephales promelas (fathead minnow), 3235 nucleotides long. RefSeq names its product synapse differentiation inducing 1-like (gene syndig1l). The record is from RefSeq and is a predicted model, not a curated record. Gene Ontology annotation, cellular component: intracellular membrane-bounded organelle; membrane. NCBI's taxonomy places the organism in Eukaryota, Metazoa, Chordata, Actinopteri, Cypriniformes, Leuciscidae.
UGUUUUUAUCUCGGUUAGAGGAGAGUCGACAGAAACGCAUCGACGCACGCAAGACUCAUGGCACAUAUUGUAUUCUUUUUGGAGAGACGCACAACGGAAAGUCCGUUCACUCUGUCACUGACAGCAUUCUUACCUUGUUCUCUCAGAACGAAACAUAUUGUCUUUUACUGAACGGGAAUUUACAGCUUCACACAGAGCAAAGGCGAUCUAAGGCGACUUUAUGAAUUCAUACAGUAAAACCAAUGGGACAGGGAAAGAUUUUGUAGCAGAUAUUGGGUUUUAAAAGCUGCGCGCGGAGAUUCGGACAAGAAAGUUCGCGCGGUCCUGAACAGCUUAUGAUUCAAAUGAAAGAUGCGCGCAGACUCGUACUAUGAGGUGAGGUCUACAGUAAGACUGUUUUAAAGCUGUACUGUGUUACAGACAGUAAUUUUACCGGCGUUUAUCAGAUAUAUUUGGCAUUAGUCAAGUUGGAUAUCUGUUGCUCGAGAAAUGACUCACGUUUAGCAGGUUCAUUGUUUUCGUUGUUCGUGUUCAUCCUUAGAAAUCAGAGGUAUUGUUGUUCGCCGAGUUUACCGGCGCCUCACGGGCUUCUGCAAUGGAGACUCGUAUUCAAACCGUUUGACAUUUCUGUGGAAAGCCAGUCGAAUGCCAAAUUGUCACUGAAUCAAAUCGAAUGAGCCGGACACCUGGAUUACUGAGUCGCAAGCUCACGGCCUAUUGAACACAUUAGCACCUGUCACAUCAGUCCAGGCAAGGUCAUCACUUCUUCCCUUCAUUCUCCAUCCGGCUGUUAAACACUGAGUCCCGGCACUCUGCUCUUCAACAAUGGAGAGCCUAAGUGAGCUUCAGAACCCUCUUCUAGAUAAAAACAGCAAGCAUAUGGUUAUGGCCGACUAUGGUUAUGGUGGUGACUUCCACAGCAACCAGUAUCAGGAGAACAUUAUAAACUACUUUGUGACUGGUGGAGGAGGCGGAGGAGGAGGAGGCGGCGGCGGUGGUGGGGUUGCGGUCACAGGAGGAAACGGCAAGGCUAAAGCCCAGCUAUUGGACGCCACCUCGCUUCACCUAGCGGUGGAGGCCUUUUACAAGCCUAACUUCAUUCUUUACAAGGACGACGUGAGCAGCAAGGGCAAGGAUUACAAAAACGAGUGCUGUGAGACCACCUUCAUGGAGAAGAAAGACAAGGACGUAGCGGUGGAGACCCCCAGUACGGAGGACCCACAGGCUAAACUGCUGGACGAAAACGAGGUGAAAAUCCAGACUGUGUCUUAUGAGGUGGAGGAAGAGGAAUAUGUUGAAUAUGAGACAGAUUGCUCCAGUGACAGUGAGAGCGAGGACAACUUUAUCGUCAUCCCUCCUCGUGAUCACCUAGGCCUCGCUAUCUUCUCCAUGCUCUGUUGCUUCUGGCCUCUGGGCAUUGCUGCUUUCUACUUUUCUCAGGGGACCAGCAAAGCCGUGACUAAGGGAGACUUCCCAUUGGCGAGCAUUGCAUCUAGACGAGCCUUGUUCUUGGCCGCUCUCUCCAUCACCAUUGGGACGGGGGUCUACGUGGGAGUGGUGGUGGCCCUCGUCGCGUAUCUGUCCAAACCAGGCCACAUUUAGCACGGACAGGAGAGAACUGCAGAACUCCACGAUACUACACAACCACCUCUGAACGUCUUUUUUCUAAAUGUCUCAUUCUCAUCCCUCCCCGUGGACCGCCUGUCCGUCCAAAUCAGAGAAAGGGAUGAAACAGAAGAGGAUGCACCAGAAGAACUGGGGACUUUAUCACCCCAGUCAGAAUAAAUAAAUGUAAGCUUCACCUCGUGUCACACCACACUGGAUAAAACUUAACUAAGUCUGAGAGCAGUUCAGGUGAAGAAUACAAAGUACAGACAAAUAAGCAAUCCAAUUAACUGAAACCAAAGGGAAGCUAUUUCAAAGGACACCCGUAAGGAUCAAAAGGACCAAGAGCCCUUGGAUUUGUUUUUCCCUUUAUAACUGUGCUUCGUUCGGAACCUGAAAGAGAAGUCAAGCUGCUGUCCGUUUCUCUCUCUUUACGUGCGUAGUCUGGUAAACCCUGUAUGUGCGUGUGGCCCAAUUAAACCAGCACUGCUGAAUGAAUACACCAACUGCAGUCUGUGAGCUCUGUUUAAAAGGAUAGAAUGUUGUCCACCCUAUUUAGGCAAAAUAACACAGCCUUGUAUGUUAUAAGCAAAUGUGGAGUUCAUGAAUCUAAAUGCGUAUGAUCACGAUACAGAACAACAGGACAAGAAAUAACUAUCAAAGACAUUUCACCUCUAAGAAUUGAUCUGUGAAAUUCAGCUUACACAACCUCUAUGCUUUGUGUUGUAAAUGUCUUUUGUUUUGUCCAAAGUUGAAAUCUUCAUUUUGACUCAACGAAGGCUGCAAGGUUUAUGUGGGCGAAGAAAGAUAGCACAUAAACACGAAUGGGAAACAAGGAAAUCAAGCGUUGAUUUUAUAUUGGUAAUGAUUUGCUUGACUUCAACAAAUUCCCUGAAACUGAAUAUUAAUGAAACAACUGUGCAAGUCGAUGACAAGGUGGUCUGUCCACAUAUUCCCCAAAAGCAUCACUUAAUGUCUCAUAUGAUUGGAAAAAUUCAGAGGUGACAAAACUCCAGGCAGAAGGUAAAAAGAAAAUGACAAUAUACUUUCCUCAAAUCCUAAGACAGAUGUUUGAAAAAAAGGCAAGCUUUGUUUUCAAGUGAAAGAGCCUCAGAUUGAAUCGAUUAAUAAUGUAUUGGAUGGCUGUAAGCUCACGAGCAUGUGAACGAACACAGGGGAUGUUGAGUUAAAGGUCGACUGGUCUAUUUCAACAACAAUGGAGCCUGAAUCUGGUGUAGUCAGAACUUCAAAACAUAAAAACAACGGGUUCCCUGGUGGCUAGGUAGUGUUUUGAGGCUUGAUUUGAAUUCCUAUGAUUAUGAAAUAGAACUUAGUUGGAAGCUGGUAGAAAUUAAAUUGGCCAAUUAAAUUUUGAAGUAUGUUAGCCAAUUGUGCGUAACCACCUAAUAUUGCAUCCCAUGGUGACUUGGAAUACCCAAUGGUAUUCAAUGCUUUUACAUUUGCAUUGGUAUGCCUUUCAAGGGCUGGACUGACAAACUAUUCAUAAAUAGAUCACCCAAAAAUAAGGGGGGAGGGGGUAAAUCGGAGUCAUGUCAGUUAUUUAACAUUUGUGUUCAUGCGUACCUUCUUUAAAAUUACAGUACCGAAAACAGUUUGAUUAGAAAAAAAA